Molecule: messenger RNA, 716 nt
Organism: Haliotis rubra (blacklip abalone)
Lineage: Eukaryota; Metazoa; Mollusca; Gastropoda; Lepetellida; Haliotidae
Exons: 7
Coding region: 84-617 (177 amino acids)
Source: RefSeq, a predicted model, not a curated record
GCACUUAGCUAUAAGGCUUGGUGUUUAUCGGGAGACCGCAUUACAAAGUCAGCACCAGCUGUGACAACACUCCCGUCAGCAUCAUGGGCGUCAAAAUCAUCAUCGUGAUUUCUGCUGUGGUCAAUUUGGCCUUCGGCUAUAACUGUAACAGCGAGAUGGACAUAGCUGUAUGUGGGGCCAGUCUGAGCGGAUUUUCUGGUGAUCUUGAUGAAAUAACACAGUUUUGCACUGAUGCUGCUGCAGCCGAAGUCUGCGUUGAUGCUGUGAUCGCCGAAUGCCCCAACCUUUCCUCAAGUCAGUCAGCACAAUACAUCCGCAUGAUGCGCGGACAGUUGUCCUCCUUAUGUCCUUCCCCUGGAGCUGCAUCAUCUAGUUCCGGUUGUCAACCUGGAUACAUGAGCCGGAUCGUGGCUUGUGCUGGACCGCUGAAAUCUCUGAACAUGGACCCCACAAGUGAUGACUACACAGAGUCUUGCCAAAGUGCCAGAGAAGGUUUGAACUGCCUGGAGGAAGAGUUCAAUAACUGUUCAGACAAACAGGAUGUCCGGGGUAUAAUGUCCAUGAUGAACCCUGCCGCCUUGAGAGGCAUGCUCGGAAACUGUGGGCAGAAAAAGUGAGGCCAUCUGUCCAUCUCGACUACAGAAGCACCAUGGACAACUCGGAAACUUUAGAACGCAUAGCAUCAUGGGUCAAUUGAAAUAAAGGAGUAUUCCGUU